AUGGUUUCAAAUGGUGAAACGGCUCAGAGGAUGUUCUCGAAGAGAUUAAUUGGCAAAGUUGCUGUUAUAACUGGUGGUGCAAGAGGAAUAGGGGCUGCCACGUCGAAAUUGUUGGCCGAAAAUGGAGCUUAUGUCAUAAUAGCUGACAUACUGGAUGAAUUAGGGGCAAAACUAGCCGAUCUAAUUGGAGGCCGAUACGUACACUGUGAUGUCUCGAAAGAAUACGAUGUUGAACAUGCAAUUCAAUUUGCGUUAAAAUGGAAAGGACGAAUAGACAUCAUGUUCAACAACGCUGGCGUAGCAGGACCAGAAGGGAGCAUAACGAACCUCAACAUGGAUGAUCUGAGGGCGUUGAUAGAUAUAAAUUUGAACGGAGUAGUACACGGAAUCAAACAUGCUGCUCGUGCAAUGAUCGAGGCUAAAACAGGCGGGGAGGUUGACGAGGGCCAGAUAGUUCAUGGGUUUGUGGAAAAGAUUGGGAUUAAGAAGGACGUGAUUGUCUGCAAUGGGUUGCUUUCAAUGUAUUUUAAAGUUGAUAGGCUAACAGAGUGUUGGAGGAUUUUUUAUGAGAUGGUUGUUAAAGACACUGUUACUUGGAAUACCAUGAUUUGUGGGUAUUCCGAGUCUGGUUUGUACAGAGAGUCUAUCAGAGUCAUUGAAUGCAUAGAAUUCUCUACACCACAGGCACCUAUUGGAUGA
Molecule: messenger RNA, 699 nt
Organism: Fraxinus pennsylvanica
Lineage: Eukaryota; Viridiplantae; Streptophyta; Magnoliopsida; Lamiales; Oleaceae
Source: the annotation of a GenBank genome assembly